AUGGUCAAGAAGAGCAAUAAAAAAACACCGAAGAAGAAGAAUAUAAAGAGCAGCAAUGAUGAUAAGAUUAAAAAGUUAGAAGAUGUGAGAAGGAUAGCUGCUAUUAAUGCCAAGUUAUGGGAGACUAGAGUGGAAAUUGCGGAAAAAGUCAAAGACAAGAUUCAGGAACGUGCAAAACAGUUAGCGGAUGAUAAUGCCAGGCUUAAUGAUGCUCUACGUCAAUCAGAAAAGGAAUCAAUGGAUGUGUUUUCUUACUUAAAAAAACAAAAUGAAGAUAAAGACACUAAAGAACUUAAAAACAAAAUCGAAUCCAUGUCCAUUUCUCAUGAAAGAGAUAAAGAGUUAAUUAUCAGGGAUGCAAAGGAACAGAUUUUGUGCAUAAAUAGUGAAAAAGAGAAGAAGUGCGAUAAAAUUAAGGAACUCGAACAGGAAAUAAUGCAGUUGGAUGAAUAUAGAAGUGAGAAAACACGAACUGAAAACGAAAUAAAACAGUUGCGCGAUGAAGUUCAAAAUCAAAAGUGUCUCAUUGAAAAUAUGGAGACAAAGUUCUUCGAAGAGAAGCUAAAAAUGAGGGAAAGUAGCAUAAAAGAUAUCAAAGCUCUGGCAGAAGAAGCCCAUAAAAUUUCUAUUAAAAAUUUAGACGAUUCCAUCAAGUUAUCAUUUGUUCAGAACAUCGCAAUGAGGAGAUUUAUAACGUUUUUAAGAAAACAGCUGGUGUCAGCUGAGGACUUAUCAAGAUCUUUGAACGAAGAAAACAAAAAGCUUACUAUAGAGAAGGAAACCUUGGAAGGCAUUUUGUUGUCAAAGUCCUUGGAGUGCAAAAAACUGAAGGAACUUAUUCAAGAGAAAGAUGAAAAAAUUGAACUUUAUCAAUAUGAAAUUAAACAGUUAACUGAAGAUUUAAAUAAACAAAAAACUAUAUUCAGUGAACAAGUGACACUUCAAACAUUUGAAGCAUCUAAAUCAAUAGAGAAAUUAACUAAAACAUUAGAAUUAGAACGUAAACGAAUGAUACGUAUAUCUAGUUUAGCAAAUAGAAUUUUACAACAAAGAAAUGAAAUUGAAGAAUUCUUUAUUACAUCAUUAAAUUAUGUUCGUGAUGAGAUCAAAGUGAAUCAGGGAUAA
Schistosoma mattheei is the source of this 1125-nucleotide messenger RNA. The record is from the annotation of a GenBank genome assembly. NCBI's taxonomy places the organism in Eukaryota, Metazoa, Platyhelminthes, Trematoda, Strigeidida, Schistosomatidae.